This is a messenger RNA of Biomphalaria glabrata, 2109 nucleotides long. RefSeq lists its product as uncharacterized. The transcript is spliced from 2 exons. NCBI's taxonomy places the organism in Eukaryota, Metazoa, Mollusca, Gastropoda, Planorbidae. The record is from RefSeq and is a predicted model, not a curated record. The coding region runs from base 207 to 1280 and encodes 357 amino acids.
UCAUUUCUAAAUCUUAUUAUUUUCAGAGUCAAAUGGCGUUAUCGCCAUGAUAUCUGGAGAUCAGCCCAUUGUUAGAACCGGCCUUGAUAUAACCUCUCCGUCAAUCAAAGGUGAACUCUAUCACAACAUAUCUAAAGUCUCCUUUCUUCAAUUAACAUGGCGUAAACCUACAUUCUUAGAAUCUGGGAAAUAUUUCUGUGGAGCACAUGUCAAGAUCUCGGAAAAAAAAAAGCGAUAGGUUAAAUAAAAUGUUAACUAUAAUUGUUGAAAGGCCCACGAUUGAAGAUUUGUUUAGAAGUGUGUUGGACUUAAAAACACUAUCAGAUGAACAGAACCAAAGUCUACAUGAAAACGAAAAAAAAUUGAAGAGCAUUGAAGAUGACUUUAAUAAGCAAGCAGACAAACUGAAGCAAAGUCUAAAUGAUAAUGAACAAAAAUUGAAGAGCAUUGAAGAAGACUUUAAUAAGCAAGCAGACAAACUGAAGCAAAGUCUAAAUGAUAAUGAACAAAUAUUGAAGAGCAUUGAAGAAGACUUUAAUAAGCUAGCAGACAAACAGAAGCAGAGUCUAAAUGAUAAUGAACAAAAGUUGAAGAGAAUUGAAGAAGACUUGAUAUCUAAUCAACAAAACCUAAGCAUCUUUAGAAAUGAAACGAAAAAGCUUGUGGCUGAACUUUCGAAUUCUCAAAUAGAAUGGAAAGGCCAGAUUGACAAAGCUUUGGACAAUCAAGUUUUAUUCAAUUCAAAUACAAAAGUCGUUCUAUGGCGAACUCUUCAGCAAGCCGCACACAUCUCUGAACUACAAACGGAAAACACCACAAUGAAACAGCUACAAAAUGUUUCGAAUUCUACCCUGAGUGCAUUGACAAACCUAGUCUUCAUAGCAACAACCCAAUACAAUGGUACGGUUUAUCUGUUAUCAAACGGAGGAUUAACUGAUAACAUCCGUUACGCUCAAACGAUUUGUGAAGUACUCAGAGGCUAUUUGGUGGAAGUCAACACCGAUGCUGAGUUUACAUUUCUCAGAAAUUUCUUACAGACCAUCACACCCCCGCUUGUGUUUGUUUACACUGGAGGGACGGAUGAAGACCUCGAAGGGGUUUGGAUCAACAGAUACAGCCAAACAUCCAUGAAACCAUUUUGGGCCCCUCUCGAACCGAGUUCUAGCAUAAAACAAAAUUGUCAGACAUUUUGGAAGAAGCAUGUUUGGUAUAUGGACGACCUUGAGUGCAGUUAUAAACCUAUUUCUGAAUCGGGAUUUAUGUGUGAGAUCUCAGAAUAAAGGACAAUAUCAAUAGUACAUACUCUUUUUAUUACCAAGAUUAAAUUCAUUUAAUCUCUCUGUCUGUCUGUAUGAUACAAGUUUAAAAAUAGUUUUUACACCUUUCCCCGACACCCAAUCUAUGAUCUAGUUGAAAUUUUGCAGGUUUUUUUUUUUACCUGACAAACAAGAAUCAGUAAAAAAAAAAAUAGUUUGUUAACUAUUGGUAAUUAUUUAUUUUCUUUUAUCUCUCGAACAAGAAAAAGAAAUAGUACUUGACUGAUUAAUGAUAUAAUUUGAAAAAGUCUCCCUUAUAUUAUAUAGAGAGAAAACUUCGAAAAUAUUAGUAGAUAACUAUAAAAAAAAUUCUAUUUUAAUAACAAUUACACUGGAACAGUUAAUAUAUCUCAUUAGUAACAAAAGGCUUCAGAUUCAGGUCGUUUAUCAUUUAUUUUUAUUUAUAUUUUUUUAAUAAAUAUAUAAAAACAUCUUUUCCUUGAUCCCCCCUUUCCUUUACCAUCAACCCACUUAAACUGGUCCAGACAACUGUUAGGAUCAUUGCAAAUUGAGAAAGCUAAAAUCAUGAAAUUGCGCUAAACAAAACAAUUGAUAAAAAUAGUGCUAAUCGCACAGAUUUCUUAUUGUUAGUCAAAUUUUACAAAUUUUAUUACAUGACUCACACAAAGUAAUUGAUACUAUUUCCAUUAACAUAAGCUUGCUUUUUUAAUCUUUACAUACAAAUUCUCAUAUAUCUUUCUUUUACAUUAGUCAAUGUCCUUUGUGAAGAUAGCAGCCAUUCUUUUUGUAGUGUCAAUUUGUUUGUCGAUCUAUUAAAAAUCAGAUUUCUUUA